Messenger RNA from Acanthoscelides obtectus, 1726 nucleotides. NCBI's taxonomy places the organism in Eukaryota, Metazoa, Arthropoda, Insecta, Coleoptera, Chrysomelidae. The record is from the annotation of a GenBank genome assembly.
AUCAUGUGUGAUCAGCAAGGUAACCAACAUCAAAAAAUAAAAUAUCACUUGUACAACUUUCACCGAACCGCCCAAUCUGAACCUCAGCGUUGCCGAAAGAUUAUUGUCUUUCACCAUUGGUUAGAUUUGCUCUUAUCUUUAUAUAAUUAUGCGGAAUUAAUAAACAGAAAAUGUUUAUAAGUGUAGGCUUUAUUUCUGAUGGUCCUAGAAGGAGGAUUAACUAUGGUGACUUGGAAAUAAUUAGCGAAAACAUCAAAAUAGUUUUAUUUUGAGAAGAUAUCGACUAUCCCCUAUAUCCAGCUACAGAUUUGUGAUGGAGCGUGUCCAUGGAUGGAGAUGUUUUGUGGAUCGAGUGGUUGUGGUAUCCCGUUUUCGUUGUGUCUGUGCGUAAUGACAGUUUAUGGUUGGAAGAAAAUUCAAAGCUAGAACCAAAAUAUGCGCGAUUUCAUAUAUUUUUUUUAAACAUUGUGUAGGGUUUUGCCAAUGAAACUAUGACGAAUAUUGUAAUAGGAAUUGGGGCAAUAAUUCUACCUCUAGUAGCAAGAAUAGUAUACCUAUGCUACAGAAAUAUUAAAGGUUGUAACAAACUGUCUACAAAACGUGAAAAUCCUUGUAAAACAAUCAUAUGCAUUGGCUCUGGAGGCCACACAACAGAGAUGUUAAAAUUACUACAAAACCUUGAUUUUAAAAAGUACACCCCUCGAUAUUACUUCAUGGCAAGUUGUGAUAGCACCAGUUUGAGCAAAAUAAAAGAACUUGAAGAAAGGGAAAGAAAAAGUAAACAAGGGCGGUGUAAGUUUGGUCACCGGCGGCGCAUCUGGGCUGGGCAAAGCGACUGUCGAACGAUUAGUGCUACAAGGCAGUAAAGUUGUUUUAUGUGACCUACCAACUUCAAAUGGCAGCGAAGUAGCUAAAUCCCUUGGAGAAGACGUCAUAUUUGCCCCAGUAAACGUAACGUCAGAAGAUGAUGUAACAAAUGCACUGAAUGUUACAAAACAAAAAUUUGGAAAGUUGAACAAUGUUGUUAACUGUGCUGGCAUAGCUGUGGCGUUUAAGACAUAUAAUUUCAGGAAAAAAGUUCCUCAUAGCUUAGAAGAUUUCUCAAAAGUCUUGAUGGUAAACACAGUUGGUACCUUCAACAUAAUCCGCUUGACAGCAGGUUUGAUGGGUGAAAAUGAACCAGACAGCAAUGGGCAGAGAGGUGUCAUUGUGAACACAGCAAGUGUGGCAGCUUUUGAAGGUCAAAUGGGUCAAGCAGCGUAUUCUGCUAGUAAAGGAGCAAUCGUAGGAAUGACGUUACCCAUUGCUAGGGAUCUAGCUAGUGAUGGAAUUAGAGUUGUAUCUGUAGCACCUGGAUUGUUCAGAACUCCUCUUUUAGCCUCGCUUCCCGAAAAAGUUAUCGCGUUCAUGGAAAAAUCUGUUCCAUUUCCUUCUAGGCUAGGUGAUCCGGCGGAAUAUGCCCAGCUUGUACAAAGUAUCAUCGAAAACCCUAUGAUAAAUGGAGAAACUAUUCGGAUAGAUGGCGCUUUACGGAUGCAACCAUAACAUUUGUUAGUGUUUCCACACAAUAUGUACUAUAUUAUGGAUUAUAUAUGGCAUGUAUUAUUUCGUUACUUUUCUACAAUAAAAGUUGCUUUUUAAUUCUAGUUUGAGUCCUUGUAAAUUGUGGUAUAGCCUAGAUAUAGCCAAUAGUUGUGAACCAGAUAUAUGUAGAUGAUAAUUUGGG